Molecule: messenger RNA, 2658 nt
Organism: Haliotis rubra (blacklip abalone)
Lineage: Eukaryota; Metazoa; Mollusca; Gastropoda; Lepetellida; Haliotidae
Product: stromal interaction molecule 1-like
Exons: 16
Coding region: 206-2539 (777 amino acids)
Biological process (GO): store-operated calcium entry; intracellular calcium ion homeostasis; activation of store-operated calcium channel activity
Cellular component (GO): endoplasmic reticulum; plasma membrane
Molecular function (GO): calcium ion binding; protein binding; calcium channel regulator activity
Source: RefSeq, a predicted model, not a curated record
CGCUACCACUUCCCAUCGUAUUGGUGGUUAGAUAUAUCCACGCGGUAUGUAGUGUCAAUGGAACACAUAUUACACAGUCGCCUCCUAAUAUUGUUGACGGAUGUACUUUGGAUAUAAGUUGAUGGUAGAUCCUGCAGUUGUUUAGUGUGAUUGGUGAAGUGUCAAUGUUUCUGUGUUGUUUUACUUCGUCACCAUCGCACCUGGUAUGAAGAAUUCGAGUGGAUUUUCAUCUAUAAGGAAAUUGACACUUGUCUGUUUCAUCUGGUCCUGCGUUGUGCAAGUCAGGGCUCAUGAUGUUCUUAGAUCGGAAAGAACUUCAACGGGAACUGGUCCUCUUGACCAAAAACGAUCUAAAUCAGACGAGGGGAGUAUUGUUUUUGACUGUGAGGAGCUGGACACGCCGUGUUUGAAGGACAAGUAUGGGUUCGAUGCUAUCAAGGCGCUUCACCAUCUGCUGGACGAUGAUCAGAAUGGGAACGUGGACCAGUCAGAGAGUGAUGAGUUCCUGCGGGAUGAGCUUCAGUACACUGAUGGGUUUGAACGUCAAAAGACCUUCCAUGGCAAUGACAAGCUGAUCAGUAUUGAAGAUCUAUGGAGGGGCUGGAAGGGAUCUGAAGUGUACAACUGGACAAACGACGAUGUCCUGGAGUGGCUGGAGUGUCAUGUUGAGCUGCCGCAGUACAUCGAGAUCUUCCACACGAAACUGGUCGAUGGCACCAGUCUUCCCAGACUAGCUUACAGCAACAGCAACUUCUAUACAACAACCCUUGGAAUAAAAAAUGCUGUUCACAAACAGAAGAUGUCCGUGAAAGCUAUGGAUGCUGUGCUGUUCGGGGCCCCAAAGAAAGCCCACAGCUAUGUGAAGGACAUCGCUCUGGUGGCAUCCCUGAUCAUUGCACUAGGUGGGUGUUGGUUUGCCUACAUCCAUCACCACUACUCCCAGAACCACGUGAAGAAGAUGAUGAAGGACCUGGAGUGUCUGCAGAAAGCUGAGGAGGCCCUACAGGAACUGCAGGAAAAACUUGAAAUGGCAGAGGAAAAACAGAACAGUGUCUCCAUAGAGAAAAAACAGAACAGUGUCUCCAUAGAGAAACAGAAUCUGGAGGCCAAGUACAAGGACGAGAUUGAUGCAGCAAAGAAAGAGGCUGAGAGGUUGAAGGAGGCCCGGCAAGGAAACAACAUGGAGGAGAGCCUAAAGCUAGCGGAGGCAGAGCUUGCACAAGUUCGGGCAGCUCUUCGUCGCACAGAGAAGGAACUGGAGCUGCAAGAGCACUGGUCCGUUCCAUCUGAGCUGCAGGCCUGGUUGCAGCUCACGCAUGAGUUGGAGCAGGUACACUACACAGCGAAACGAUCUGCAGCUGAGAAGCAGCUCUCUGUGGCCAAGGAAGGGUGUGAUAAAAUCCGAAAGAGGAAUAAGGCGUUUCUGGGGUCACUACGGAUGGCCCAUGGAAACUCUCUGGAUGACAUUGACCAAAGAAUCCUUACUGCCAGACAAGCCUUUGAGGAGGUGAAGCAGGACCUACAAGAGCGUCUGCACCGCUGGCAGACCAUUGAGGAGCUGUGUGGUUUCAUCAUCAUGAGUAACCCUGGCCUGCCCACACUUCGACAGAUACUGCAGAAAGACCCAGGCCAAGGAGGUCGUGUGGGGUCGUCCAUCCUGGGCCCGGUCGGCGUGGAGGAAGCUGAUGAAGACCUGCCUCCAGCCUACCCUACUGUUGUACAUUCCACAGUAUCUAAUGGUACGAGCCGUCCACGUGCCUUGUCAGUUCAAGUGGAGCACAUGUCCUAUAACCCGUCUUUCAGCUCCCUGAAGAGCAGCUCCAUGAAAGCUCCCUAUUCUAGGACGUAUAACCCUGCCUCCCAAACCAAAGCGAGUGUUACUCGGCUACGGACUACUGCAAGUUCGGGCAGCACUGGUUCCUUGAGUCGGGUUGGACUCAGUAACGGUAGCUCCAGACAGUCAGACAGUCCAAGUCCCUCAGACCAUGGGUCUGUCGGCCCGGUCUCAUUCCACCUCGGAGAGAAGACAUUUUUUCACAGUGACUACCCAAAUGGAGAAACCAUGUCCGCCGCUAGGUCGAGAUGGCAACUGUCUUUACGACUUCUUGCUGCGAGAAAAAACUCCCAGCACCACCUCCAUCCUCACCAUCCGCAGCCUCAUCUUCAUCUUCUUCAUCACGGAGGACUCAACGGACAUCACCUAGCAAGUAGCCCCAUAUCAGAGUCUCCCACGGGAUCAGUGUCGGAGCAGAUCAACUCACUAACUCGAUCGUUUGAAGAGCGAGCGUACACAUCGAAUAUCCCUCACUCACAUUCAUAUCACAUUUCCCCCUACGAGUCAGAAUCAAACAUCAGCGGCAUGACUCAGAGCUUGUCCACGUCGGCUUUAAAGAAGAUGGCCAUCAAUUCUGAUGAGUCCUCACGUGAGUCGUCUGAAGACAAGGAUGUUGUUACCGGGGACUGUGAUAAAAAGAAGAGGAAGAAGACAUCUUUCUUCAAGAUGUUGCGGAAAGGAGGAAAUAAAACAAAAGCUUCUUAGCAGAUACUCACUGCAUUUAUUGUCCGGGGUACUUUCUUUCGGACUAUCUGACUUUCAUUCCCAGUGUACCCUGUUUUGUUUGUUUGGUGUUUUUUCUUCCGAUUUACAUAAAGUGAAAG